AUGUUCAUGGAAAAUACCCACAGCGUCAAACCUGCACAUCCGGAAAUACGCCGUGGACGGGUACCACAGACGGCGUGGCGCAUAGAGACAGUGUCAAGGCUGCCGACGGCGCCACAGUUGCCGGUGGACACCAUCUUCUUCACGCACAAGAAUCAGACAAACGGGUGUGGAGUACCUCUGCGUGAUCUUAUUGCGUGUCCACCACGACAGGUGGAUGAAACGAUUGGCGAGAACAUGGCUGGCGGCAGCGACGAGGUGUUUGCAGCGGUCGAAUACAAGUCCAUCACGAUCAAUGUACAGUGGCCAUCGUACGACUUUGUAUACAACGAGAACGUCCCGAUUGUCAACAGAGGCAAGUACAUCACGCGCGCACAGUUGGCAGUCAGGAUAGGCAGGAAGAUUCAGAGCCUUGUGGAGGCUUUGAGGACAGUACUCCCCGACGAGCGAGGGGCGUACUGGACGAUAGGCGACGAAGCAUUUGGAACGGAAGACAUCUAUGUCGUGUCCCUGUCGCAGCUGCAUGGACGGAUAUUCCGAGUGGACCUGGAUAUAGAGUGCGAACAUAGAUCAGUCUUGAACGAUACGGAAAAUGAUGAGUUCCCUCCGCAACCACCAUCCGUGGAUUGCUCGGCUGGCCCGCGCAUGCUAGGUCAAAGGCAUUUGUAUCUUAAAUAUGAGGACCCACCAUCCAUUUGCGUGUACACCGAGGGCGUCACGGCACAUGAGCUUCCGUGCGCAAUAGUCACCAUCAGUGAUUCUCCCACAGAUGAAGAUGGCGUCGUCGUUGAGGCAGUAAGGGGUGAAGAACUGCUGGCGAUAUAUGAAGACGACAUUGAGCUAUUCUCCGCUGGCGGGCAAACUGGGGACCCCAACACGAAGAUACACAUCGAUGAAGUCGUGAAAGCCCUCCUGCGGAGUAUAAGUUGCUUAGUAGUGGCCGAGUGCCUCAUGCAAACAUGGUGCUGCAAGCCAAGGCGAAUGCAAGAGAGGCAGAGAGGCGUUCUGGACAAGGACUGUAUGCAUUCGAAAGAAAGCAAUGUCGCUUCUCAGAUCGAUGACCAAUCUAUCACAACGCAUUGCGUGCUUAAAGGCAUUGUAACAUGGUGGAUGGAAAAUUCACACCUAUCAGCACAAAAGUAUGGAGUGUGA
Molecule: messenger RNA, 1149 nt
Organism: Postia placenta MAD-698-R-SB12
Lineage: Eukaryota; Fungi; Basidiomycota; Agaricomycetes; Polyporales; Adustoporiaceae
Exons: 11
Coding region: 1-1149 (382 amino acids)
Source: RefSeq, a predicted model, not a curated record